Molecule: messenger RNA, 1111 nt
Organism: Chiroxiphia lanceolata (lance-tailed manakin)
Lineage: Eukaryota; Metazoa; Chordata; Aves; Passeriformes; Pipridae
Product: claudin-14-like
Exons: 1
Coding region: 47-739 (230 amino acids)
Biological process (GO): bicellular tight junction assembly; cell adhesion
Cellular component (GO): bicellular tight junction; plasma membrane
Molecular function (GO): structural molecule activity
Source: RefSeq, a predicted model, not a curated record
AGCGGAGGCGCCUCGUUCAAGAGGAGCAGGCAGGACAAACAUUAACAUGGCCAGCUCAGCUUUGGAGUUACUGGGCUUCUCCCUCAGCCUGCUGGGCCUAAUUGGGACGUUAAUUGCCACCCUGCUGCCCCACUGGUGGCGGACGGCCCACGUGGGCACCAACAUCGUCACGGCCGUGUCCUACACCAAGGGGCUGUGGAUGGAGUGCGCCUGGCACAGCGCCGGCAUCUUCCAGUGCCAAUCCCACCGCUCCCAGCUGGCGCUGCCGCCCGACCUGCGCGCCGCCCGCGCCAUGAUGGUGAUGUCCUGCUCGCUGUCGGCGCUGGCCUGCGGGAUGGCCGCGCUGGGGAUGCGCUGCACGCGCUGCGCCGAGGGCACCCGCGCCAAGGCCUCCGGCGCCGCGUCCGGCGGCGCCGUGUUCGUCGUGGCCGGGCUGCUCUGCCUGGUGCCCGUUUCCUGGAGCACCAACGAGGCGGUCACGGAUUUCUACAGCCCCGUGCUUCCCGGCGGGAUGAGGUACGAGCCGGGCCAGGCGCUGUACCUGGGCUUCGCCUCGGCGGUGCUGACGGUGCUGGGGGGAGCGUUGCUGUGCCGGUGCCGCGGGGAUGGGGAGCGUUUCCAGCCCGGCAGCCUCCGGACUGUUCCCUCCUCCAGACCACCGGCUGCCUACAAGGGAAACCAUCCCUCUUCCCUGACAUCUGCUUCCCACGGCGGGUACAGGCUGAGCGACUACGUGUGAGUUCCCCGGGAGCGGCCGGCGAGACGCAGCUGCUUCGGGAUCUCUGUGCGUGGCACCAGGCAAAGCUGAGGGAACUUUGGAUUUACACUUUGAAUUCACACUUUGAAUUCACACUUUGAAUUCACACUUUGAAUUCACACUUUGAAUUCACACUUUGAAUUUACACUUUGAAUUUAUACUUUGAAUUCAUACUUUGAAUUUACACGUUGAAUUUACACUUUGAAUUUACACUUCGAAUUCAUACUUUGAAUUCACACUUUGAACUCAUACUUUGAAUUUAUACUUUAAAUUUAUAUUUUGAAUUUACACUUUGAAUUCCUACUUUGAAUUUAUACUUUAAAUUUAUAUUUUGAAUUUACACUUUGAAUUUAC